AUGGUUCCGACAAGCCAAGAUCUCAGGCAGGAUCAAUCAAGAGAGGGCGAUCCUGCUCCUAGAUAUUGGCGCCGAGGUAUCAAUUACGAGCAAAGAACAAACCAGAUCAAACUCGAAUCCGGCAAAGGCUUCGUCGCAAAAUCCCAGAUCCACCCGACCGAGGGUUUCGAACUACGAUAUCCGUCGGCGGGAGGAGCAGCAGCGAACCCCCCACAUGGUGCCGAGGCCGAUGAUGAGAUUAAUUACCAUGAGAGUGGUGAUCUCUCAGCUGAAGAUCCCGAAGAAAACCGACCCGUCCUCCCCGAAAUUCCGAUCUCGACGACCGCGAAAGUCAGCAUCGAGGAUCUGCAGAUGGGAGACUCCGGAUCGGCCACAUCCGAGGAGAUCGAGAAGCUCCGACAUAUCAUUUGGAAGAAACAACACCUCGUGAUCGGCAAAGAGAAUGCCCUACCUCCAGCGACCAGGGGCGUUAUAUGUGGUAUCAAUUUUGGGAACGCGAAACCGAUAGCGCUGCGAUCACGGAAAGUUCCCACGCGAUUUCGAGAAAAAGUUGCGGGUCUGAUCAAGGGUCUCCUAGCAGUCGAGAUCAUCCGACCCUCAACAUUGCCAUGA
Messenger RNA from Phytophthora megakarya, 612 nucleotides. NCBI's taxonomy places the organism in Eukaryota, Oomycota, Peronosporomycetes, Peronosporales, Peronosporaceae. The record is from the annotation of a GenBank genome assembly.